CUUUGUGACAGACGGAAUGUGAACAUUGUCGUAGUCAGAGCCAUGGCUGACAAGAGAAAACUACAAGGUGAGAUCGAUAGAUGUUUGAAAAAAGUAGCUGAAGGUGUAGAACAAUUUGAAGACAUCUGGCAAAAGCUUCACAAUGCAGCCAAUGCCAAUCAGAAGGAAAAAUAUGAGGCUGACCUCAAGAAAGAGAUUAAAAAAUUGCAGCGAUUAAGAGAUCAAAUUAAAACAUGGUUGGCCUCAAACGAGAUCAAAGACAAAAGGCAGCUAGUCGAGAAUCGCAAACUAAUAGAGACGCAAAUGGAGCGUUUCAAGGUGGUAGAACGUGAGACUAAAACAAAAGCCUACUCCAAAGAAGGCUUGGGUUUGGCUCAGAAAGUGGAUCCUGCUCAGAGGGAAAAGGAGGAAACUGGACAGUGGCUAACAAGUACGAUAGACACUUUAAAUAUGCAGGUGGAUCAGUUUGAAAGUGAAGUGGAAUCGCUUUCGGUUCAAACAAGAAAGAAAAAAGGUGAUAAGGAGAAACAGGACAGAAUUGAUGAGCUCAAGCGGCUGAUUGAGAGGCAUAGGUUCCACAUUCGGAUGUUGGAGACCAUAUUGCGAAUGCUGGAUAACGACUCGGUGCCAGUGGACGCGAUCCAAAAGAUCAAGGACGACGUUGACUACUACAUCGAUUCAUCCCAGGAUCCAGAUUUUGAGGAGAACGAGUUCCUGUAUGACGACUUGGACUUGGAAGACAUCCCUGCAGCUUUAGUUGCAACUUCUCCCUCAGGUCAGGGCAACGUGGAAGAUGAGUUGUAUCUCCAUUCCAGCAGCACUCCCACUUCCACCACCUCUUCGUCACCCAUCCCUCCAUCCCCAGCUACAUGCACUGCCGAGAACUCAGAGGACGAUAAGAAAAGGGGACGGUCGACAGACAGUGAAGUUAGUCAGUCACCUGUGAAGAACGGCACCCCAUCCUUGCUUUCUUCUUUCUCUUCCUCUGCCACCUCUGGGUCUUCCUCAUCCUCCUCCCUUGUGUCCAUGGCGAGUGUUGUCGGAGGCAAUAACCCUGUCCCUACCAGCAACAGUCUAAUAGGAAGUUUCAGCAGCGCAGUGCAGCAGCAUCAGCAUCAACCGGCACAGCAGCAGCAGCAACAGUCUCAGCCGCCAAACCAACCGUCGCAGCAGCAACAGCAGCAGCCGCCUCAGACGAAACCCUGUGUCCCGUCAAACAACACCCCCAGUCCACCCAGCAACCCCCUACUCCCGGCCUCCACUGCGCCCUCUCUCCUUACGCCGAGCACGCCCAGUUCGUCCGCCCCCAACUCUCAGUCUCAGACCACACCCGGUCCAACCUCAGUUUCUAGUUUGGGGCUCGGACUGGGCCUGGGGUUGAGUAAAGGAGGCUUGACGGGGACCAGCAGUGCCAGUCAAAUGUCUGCUUUAGGUCUUAGUGGCCAACAUGCGCCUCUCAACACAAUGGCAGGGCUCCUUUCGGGCUCCACUCCUGCCCCUUAUGCUCAGGCAGCAGCAUCGGGCGGGUUGGGUCUGAGCAGCACCACCCAGUCCAGCAUUUCAGUAGAGAGCAGCACUUCCAUCCCCACCUCUGGCUCCAGUGGAGUCACCACCAACGGAGCAGGCACGGGGCUCGGAUUACUUGGCUCCAGUUCGGCUCACAGCGCUCUGAGCGGGAGUAUUCUGGGUCUGGUACCAGGUCAAAGCGUGGCACCUGGUUCCUCACAGAUGCCCCCAAGUACUGUCAGCACUACCUCUGGUGUAGUCGGCAUGAUGGGAGGAAAUGGUGGAAGUGUUGGUGUGGUUGGAGGAGUGGGUGUUAAUGCUGCUCCUGCUCGGCCUCCGAGUGGACUCAAGCAGAACGGAAGCACAAGUUACAGUGCGGUUGUAGCAGAGAGCUCCACAGAAUCAGCUCUAAGUACACCAAACCAGUCACAAAGCAGCCAGCCCUCAUCUCUCAGUUCCUCAACCAGCCAGCCGAUGGACAAUGGCCCUAGUUUAAUCAGUUCCAUCACGCUGCCUCCCAGCUCUCCGUCCCCCUCAUUCUCAGACAGCACACCUGGAGGAGGAAGCCUCCUGAACGGGCCCCACUCCUACACUCAGGCCUCUGAGGGCCUCAAGCCACCUGAGCCUCUGAGUUCUCUGAAAGCGAUGGCUGAAAGAGCCGUACUGGGACCAGGUCUGGAUGGAGAGAUUCCCAACCUCCAUCUGACAGACAGAGACAUCUUCUCCAGUUCGUCUGCGGCGCCGGGCACUCCUGCAGCUCCUCAGCCGUCUGUGUCAGAGGUCAGCAUCCCACCCUCACUGGGAGUCUGUCCUCUGGGCCCAACUCCUCUCCCCAAAGACCAGCUCUACCAGCAGGCCAUGCAGGAGUCUGCUUGGACCCACAUGCCCCACCCCUCAGACUCUGAGAGGAUCAGGCAAUACCUGAUGAGGAACCCGUGUCCGACGUUGCCCUUCCAUCAUCAGGUCCCGCCCCACCACUCUGACUCCAUAGAGUUCUACCAGAGGCUGUCUACUGAAACACUGUUUUUCAUCUUCUACUACCUGGAGGGCACCAAGGCUCAGUAUCUGUCGGCCAAGGCUCUGAAGAAACAAUCGUGGAGGUUUCACACCAAGUACAUGAUGUGGUUCCAGAGACAUGAGGAGCCCAAGACCAUCACUGAUGAGUUUGAACAGGGCACUUACAUUUAUUUCGACUAUGAGAAAUGGGGCCAGAGGAAGAAGGAGGGGUUCACCUUUGAGUAUAGGUACCUGGAAGACCGAGACCUGCAGUGACACACAGGGGGGCGUUUACGAAAAGGACAGGGAGAGACAAAAACGUGCUGCUGUUGACAUUCCGAGACUGAACUCCAAACUGUGGAUAAAAGAUUGUGAUGUGUAGUAGAAGCCCUCCUCUGACCGGGGGGGAGCGGUGUCUGUAUAGGCUGCGUCUCCACGUGAAGCUCCUGCUGCUCCUGCAGCUCUCUGCUCUGGACGAAAACAAACGCCCCGUGGGUCUGAUCUGGAGCAGAGCGCCGCAUGAGCCGCGAGGGUCGUCGGUGGAGAUGUGUGUUUGUGCCUGUCUGUGUGCACACUCAGUAUGUGGCAUUAGAAAAGCCUACCCCACCCCUCCUCCACAACUCCCCCUGCCCCCCCCAAUUCCCCCUCCCCCGUGCAUGUUUCUCAUGUUUUGUUUUGGUUUUUUUUUUUCUCUCCGUUUUAACUCGACUCUCUGUACCACCUGCCCAACUUUAGCCCGGAAGCCUUUGACUUGACACAGAACAAACUUUAAAUGAUUUUAAAAGUUUGUUUGGAAUUUAUUACAUGAAGCACCCGUCUUGUAUUUUCCUGUAAUUUGGUGGUUUAGACUGGGAACACACACAGUGGAUAUUUGGUCAUGACGUGUAGGAACGGCUUCUCCUCAGACCCUGCGAUGCCUGUUGAUUGAACGUGGUCACUAUUAGAGAUAGUGAGCAGUUAUCAAUAGUUUUUAUUGAUAUCGUCUUGGUCGAUUUAAACACUGAUUGAGAGUGACAACAGGGCCUCUCCCUGUGAUAUGGUAAGCGUCUUUUGGACAAGGAUUAAAUUGCUAUGCAAUUGAACUGGUCUCUGACUCCCUCUCUUUACAGAUAGAAUGUGUAACCUGUCAAAGAAAAUGCAUUAUUAUGGCACAUUCAUGUUUGUGACAAAUAUAAUAAACUUGUAAAUUAAAUUUCAAUAUAGGGUUUGCAGAUUCUUACAUCAUGGAGGCCAUAAAAAAAAAACAAAAACAAAAGUGAAUGUAUUUCCACUGCGUUCACUCCACCACUUGAUGUUUAAAUGAUGACGACACACACACAUACUGACUGUUUAUUGUUCAUUACAACCCAACAGUUAAUUUUUGGUGGUUUGUUGAGGCCGACCGUCAGACAGGGAGCGUCUGGUCCGCUGCAGCUGUCCGCGUGCUCUUCCUGGCUGAUGACACGAACUGAUCCUGGUUUUGCUGUGGACCUGACCCUAGAUUCUCAUGGUUUCAGUGAGUUAUAAUAUUUUUGUUUGAUAAGCCAGAGAGUUUUCAGAUGUGUGCCACGGGCAAAACUUUGAUAUUUGUGAUCAGUUUUCAGGGUUUUUUUCCCCCAGUGGGUUGAGGUUAAAGAACAGAAAAAAAAAACAACCAAACGUUAUGAGACAUCUGCCUUUUAUAGAUUCUAUUUUUGGGGGAAAUGGAAGGUCAGUGAGGGAUGCCUAAAUUGUGAAUUUCAAGGCAUUUACAAUUUUUUUUCUCAUCACAUUUCUGCAUGGGAGAUGUUAUCAAUUGGGUUACAACAGGAUUGUAAUAUUUCAAUAAAUGCUUUUAAGAAAGUACA
Molecule: messenger RNA, 4328 nt
Organism: Cynoglossus semilaevis (tongue sole)
Lineage: Eukaryota; Metazoa; Chordata; Actinopteri; Pleuronectiformes; Cynoglossidae
Gene: cnot3a
Product: CCR4-NOT transcription complex, subunit 3a
Exons: 17
Coding region: 43-2778 (911 amino acids)
Biological process (GO): regulation of DNA-templated transcription
Cellular component (GO): nucleus; CCR4-NOT core complex
Source: RefSeq, a predicted model, not a curated record